Molecule: messenger RNA, 906 nt
Organism: Galdieria sulphuraria
Lineage: Eukaryota; Rhodophyta; Bangiophyceae; Galdieriales; Galdieriaceae
Exons: 1
Coding region: 57-299 (80 amino acids)
Source: RefSeq, a predicted model, not a curated record
CGUUGGGUUUCGUCAAUCAUCAAAAUAUUUCUUGCAUUUGAACCGGGUAAUCAAUCAUGAGAGCUAUAGUUUAUAUCAAGGCAUCGAGAAAAAGAGAAUACAGAGCCUUUGUAAAAGAGUUGCCUACUUUUAAGAUAACUGACAAAAUGUAUCCUGCAACAUGCUUCAAACAAUUUUCCGAAAACCUCCAUUAUGGCUGUAAUAAGAACCAUUCUGAAUGCUUACAAGUGGCGAGAAGAAUCAAAAGAACCUUUUCUAAAAAGGUUUCUCGUAAAUUUGAGGAACGAAGCAACCUCUAGGUGACUUAACCUAGUUUAACACAAACUUCCAAGAAAAAUUUUUAUGGUGUUAGUCUACUACCUCGUUAUCCGUCAACUUGUGGUUCUUUCAAAUCUAACACAGUCAAAGACUCGAUCUCUUCUAAACCCUAUUGAAGUAAGUUUUAACCAACAAUAUUUUCAGAAGUAGUGUUUUGAUGCUCUACGAAAACGCUGGGUCUCUGGUUGUGAAGUUUUGGUUUGAAAACUUUUAAACUCUUUUAAGAAUGGCAAGCUUAGAGUUGGAAAGCAACUUCCUAGAGCUUCAGUUUUGUUCUUAUAUCUUUCCUUGACAGAUUUAUUUCUUUCAUAAGUUUCCACUGUUCAGAUAUAACUGUUGUAAGGAUAUUUCAUUUGUUGAAGUUGUUUAUUGGGCUUUUAUUGCGUUUAUAAUAAUACACUCAAGAGUCUCUGACAAAGACUGAUGAAGCAAUCCAAUGUAAAACUAGUUUUGAAAAGUCGAAUUAUUUUAGAAACUCUAUAUGGUUGGUUGACAGCUGCUGUCAAAUAUUCAAUAGACAUUCCGAUAAAAGAAAAAAUGUGAGAUUAUCAAGAAAUUGGCACAACAAAUGAAGCUAUCCUUAACGUC